Molecule: messenger RNA, 427 nt
Organism: Centruroides sculpturatus (bark scorpion)
Lineage: Eukaryota; Metazoa; Arthropoda; Arachnida; Scorpiones; Buthidae
Product: programmed cell death protein 4-like
Exons: 3
Coding region: 39-296 (85 amino acids)
Biological process (GO): negative regulation of DNA-templated transcription
Cellular component (GO): nucleus; cytosol
Source: RefSeq, a predicted model, not a curated record
ACUUUUUUAAUUCUCGAUUUAUUUAUUAGGCUGUUGUAAUGAUGAUCGAAGAUGCUGAAGAAAGAACAAUGGAACUACUUCACAAACUCAUCCAGUCAUUAGCAACCGGCGCCAUUGUUAGUCCAUAUCAGUUGAAACAAGGUUUUGAACGCGUUUAUAAAGAGAUGGAUGAUAUUAGGAUCGACGUCCCUCACGCUUAUAUUUCUCUGGAAAAAAUCGUGAUGAGGUGUUAUAAAAAUGGAAUUCUGCCAGAAUACUUAAUGAAAGAAAUGCCUAGACCAGUCAGAAAUCUCUGAAAAUGACUUAAAACGAGAGAGAAAGCGAUUAUAGAAUACGAAGAGAAUGUCGUUACUUUGAUAUUUAUUCUUCGUUCUGGAAUGAAAAUUGUAAAUACAUCUAUCGCAACUCGAAUAAAAAUUGUUUUGAC